AUGCGAUUGAGUGCGUGCCUGACUUCCGAGUACCGUAGCAGCUCUCUGUCGCCGAUUAAGUCCAUAUAUGCGCGGCCCUCGACUACGGCGUUGCUCUUCCUCCUAGCUAUGGCCCCCGGUAUCAACUGCGACACCACCGCCCUGUCAGUCGAGACACCAAGCGAUGCAGUCCAGUGCCAACUUACCACUCUCGUGUGGUCUGGUGGCCAGGCCGAUUACACCCUCCACUUCGCUACCAAUGCAGACUUAUCAGAGUCAAUCUCGCCAAUCACCUCCACCACCUUCAACUGGAGGGCGAAUGUACCCGCAGGGGCGCAAGUCGUGCUCACUGUUACUGACGGGACGGGACUCAACGCGUCCUCGGACGCGUUCGUCAUCCAAGACAGCGCGGACACAAGCUGC
This is a messenger RNA of Epithele typhae, 402 nucleotides long. RefSeq lists its product as uncharacterized. The annotation marks the transcript as partial. NCBI's taxonomy places the organism in Eukaryota, Fungi, Basidiomycota, Agaricomycetes, Polyporales, Epitheliaceae. The transcript has a single exon. The record is from RefSeq and is a predicted model, not a curated record.